Frankliniella occidentalis (western flower thrips) is the source of this 1734-nucleotide messenger RNA. RefSeq names its product cytochrome P450 4C1. The transcript is spliced from 11 exons. Bases 171 to 1673 code for a protein of 500 amino acids. Gene Ontology annotation, molecular function: heme binding; iron ion binding; oxidoreductase activity, acting on paired donors, with incorporation or reduction of molecular oxygen. The record is from RefSeq and is a predicted model, not a curated record. NCBI's taxonomy places the organism in Eukaryota, Metazoa, Arthropoda, Insecta, Thysanoptera, Thripidae.
GCGGGCCGAGCAGGCAGCGUGCAGACGGGCGGGCGGAGCUGGCGGGCAGCGGCGGCCAGCCGGCAGGCAGGCAGUCUGCAGGCAUUCGGCCCACGCAGCUGGGAGUCGGGCAGUACAGUACGAGUAUAGUGUUAGUGUUGCCCGCCUGAGCCACGAGACCGGUUCUGAGGAUGCCGGGGCUGCUGGUCCUGCUGGCCUGGGCGGCCUUGCUGCUGUCCCUCGCGCUGGCGCUCCGCAACCGCCGAAGGAAUGCGCUCAUCGCCAAGCUCCCCGGGCCGUGGCUGUUCGUCCCGCUGGCGGGCAACAUGCUCGAGCUCAUCGUCCAAGUCAUCUGGCUGAAGGGAGACCUAGUCGAGCUCGGAACCAAAAACGUCCGGAAGUACGGCCCCAUCUUCAGGCUGUGGUCCGGGCAUCAGCCCGUUGUCCUCAUCAGUGGACCGGAGGACGCCGAGGUCGUGCUCACCCACCCAGCGGUGGCUGAUAAGGGCCAGAACUACAAGCUCUUGUCAUCGUGGCUCGGGGACGGGAUCCUUCUCGCGGGAGGUGCGAAGUGGCACUCCCGGCGCAAGAUGCUGUCGCCGGCCUUCAGCGUGCGCGUCCUGGAGCAGUUUGUCGCGCUCUUCAACAAGCACUGCGCCAUUCUGGAGGACAAGAUGCUCGCGCUCGCGGGCGGGCCACCAUUCGACAUCACACCCUUCAUGAGCUUGUUCGCGCUCGACGUCAUAAGUGAGACUUCCAUGGGCGUCCAGAUCCACGCCCAGACACAGGAGGACUCGGAGUACGUGCGCGCCGUAAAGACGGCCUGCCGCUGCUUCCUCGUGCGCCAGGUGUUCCCCUGGCUGCGGUCCGACACCCUCCUGGCGCUCACCGCCACAGGGAAGAGCCUGAGCGAGGCCACCGGGGUGCUGCGGGGCAUGACCACCAAGGUGAUCGACCAGAGGACUUCCGAGGUGGCCUCCAGCGUCAGCAGCAGCCAGCCCGAGGAAGAGGACGACAUCGGGCUCAAGCAGAGGGCCGUGCUGCUGGACCACAUGCUGACCCUGCGCGGCCGCGGCAUCACCGACGAGGAUAUCACGGACGAAGUCAGCACGUUCAUGUUUGCCGGUCAUGACACGACCAUGACGGCGCUCUGCUUCACCUUGCACCUGCUCUCGCUGCACCGGGGCGUGCAAGAGCGGGUGUUCCAGGAGGUGCGCGACGUGGUGGGCGACAGCGGCCCCGUCACCGCGCAGCACCUCAACGAUCUCAAGUACCUCGAGUGCGUCAUCAAGGAGGUGCUGCGGCUGUACCCCAGCGUGCCCGUGAUCGUGAGAGACUGCAAGCAGGAGUUCGACUUGCCGAGUGGCUACACCAUCCCCGUCGGCUCCCAAGUGGGCAUCGACAUCUUCCACCUGCACCGCAACCCCGCCGUGUUUCCCCGCCCGCUGGAGUUCGACCCGGACCGCUUCCUGGAGGGCGGGCCAGCGCACCGCUUCGGGUACCUGCCCUUCUCCGCCUCGCAGCGUAACUGCAUAGGUCAGCGCUUUGCCAUGAUGGAGAUGAAAACGGUCCUGGCGCGGUUGGUGCGCUCCUUCCGCAUCCUGCCUCCGAGCGACGACUACCGGCUGCAACUCAAGAUCGAAAUCGUCCUCGGCGCGCAGGGCGGCUACCUCGUGGCGCUGGAGAGGCGAUGAGACCGCAGUAUUAUUCAUUUUUGUUAUUAUUAUUUUUAUUACUAAAAGUUUUCAUCCAAAA